GUCAGAAUGGAACUGUGAAAUUAGCUCAUGCUAAACUGAAGCCAAAACAACUGGAUCCUUGCUUGGUUGCAAGUCCCAGAAUACCUUUCACGAGCACAAACCUGUCACGUUCAUACACGCUCAGUGUGGCAGCAGGAACCUGCUUUUCAUAGGUUCUUCUAGCUAAGUUAACCAAGGUGGAGCAAAAGGCCCCACCCCCAGAGAUGAAGCUACUGGAUUGGAUUUUGAGUUCAGUCUUGGGGUGGGGCUGGAAUUCACCUUUGUACUCCAGGCAGGCCUGGGUUGGUGGUGCCUGGCUGGGUGUGUCCAGAACUGGCUGCCAUACUGACGCGUCUCAGAGCUGCUGGCAGGUUCUAUGGACAGCCACCAUGGCCUCUGGGCUGGCAGAAGAGUCUGAACCAAGUCUUGGGGAGUCUGAACUGGCUGUGAACCCCUUUGAUGGGCUUCCCUUCUCUUCUUGCUACUAUGAGCUACUUGAGCAGCGAAGAGCCUUGCCCAUCUGGGCUGCUCGAUUCCUGUUCUUGGAGCAUUUGGAGAAUAGCCCCACUGGAGUGGUGCUGGUAUCUGGGGAGCCCGGCUCUGGCAAGAGCACCCAGAUUCCUCAAUGGUGUGCAGAGUUUGCACUGGCCAGGGGAUUCCAGACAGGCCAGGUUAUAGUCACUCAGCCCUACCCUCUAGCAGCCGUGAGCCUGGCUUCAAGGGUGGCUGAUGAGAUGGACCUGACCCUGGGUCAUGAGAUCGGAUACAGCAUCCCACAGGAGGACUGCACUGGGCCCAACACCAUGCUCAGGUUCUGCUGGGACAGGCUACUUUUACAGGAAGUAGCCUCAACCCGAGGCCCUGGAGCCUGGAGUGUGCUGAUACUGGAUGAGGCUCAGGAGCGGUCAGUGGCCUCAGAUUUACUGCAGGGGCUCUUGCGAGACACCAGACUGAGAGACCUCCCAGGGGAUCCCAGAGUGAUUGUGGUUACUGACCCAGCCCUUGAACCCAAACUCCAAGCUUUCUGGGGCAAUUCUCCUAUUGUGCGUGUACCCAGAGAGGCUGGUGAAAAUCCCACCCUUACCUACAAGGACACUGUCCCUACUGACCUAGUGGAAGCUGCCUGCCAAGCUGUGCUUGAGCUGUAUCGACAGGAAGAGGCUCCAGGAGAUGUGCUGGUGUACCUGCCCAGUGAGGAGGAAAUUUCCCUAUGCUGCGAAACCUUGUCCAGGGAGUUGGGGGUGCUGGCUGUCCCGGGGCCUCCACCACGGAUACUGCCCCUUCACCCAGGCUGUGGUCAAGCUGUCCAGGCUGUGUAUGAGGACACAGGCAGGAGUGUCCAGAAGAUCGUGGUCACUCACUGGCUGGCAGACUUCUCCUUCUCUCUCCCUUCCAUCCAGCAUGUCAUUGACUCAGGACGGGAACUUCGCAGUGUUUAUAAUCCUCGGAUCCGGGCAGAAUCCCAGGUGUUGAGACCAAUUAGCAAGUGUCAGGCAGAGGCAAGACUACUUCGGGCCAGGGGAUCCCCACCAGGUAAGAGCCUUUGUCCUCACACAAAACAAAAACUCCAUACAAGCCCCAAGAAUCUACUUCCGCAGGCCUCUCUCCUCUCAGGAUCCUGCCUCCGCCUGUACUCUAAGUCCAACCUAGAACUAGAGGCUCCCCCGCUUCCCUACCCCAAAGUGUAUGAAGAGAAUCUGAGCUCCCUGGUGUUGCUACUAAUGAGGAAACAGAUUGCAGAACCAGGGGAAUGCCACUUCCUGGACCGGCCUGCUCCAGAAGCACUGAUGCAGGCCUUGGAAGACUUAGACUAUCUGGCUGCUUUGGAUGACAAUGGGGACCUGUCGGACCUGGGAAUCAUCUUGUCAGAAUUUCCCCUGCCCCCUGAGCUGGCCAAAGCCCUGCUGGCCUCAUGCGAGUUUAACUGUGUGGAUGAAAUGCUCACUCUCGCUGCCAUGCUCACUGCUGCUCCUGGGUUUUCCCGGCCUCCACAGUGUGCGGAAGAGGCUGCCUUGCGUCGGGCCCUGGAACACGCAGAUGGCGAUCACAGCUCUCUGAUUCAGGUCUAUGAAGCCUUUGCACAAAGUGGAGCAGAUGAGGCUUGGUGCCAGGCUCGGGGUCUAAACUGGGCAGCGCUGUGCAGGGCCCGGCAACUCCGGGCAGAGCUCCUGGAACUCAUGCAGCGGAUUGAGCUCCCCCUGACCCAGCCAGCCUUUGGCUCCCAGCAGAACCGCAGAGACCUUCAGAGAGCUCUACUGUCGGGAUUCUUCCUCAAGGUGGCCCGAGACACGGACGGGACUGGAAAUUACCUGCUUCUCACCCAUAAACACGUAGCCCAGCUGUCUUCAGACUGCUGCUACCGAAGCCGCAGGGCGCCAGCGCGGCCGCCUGCGUGGGUCCUCUACCACAGCUUCUCCAUAGCCAAACACAACUGCCUUUGCGUUGUCUCUGAGAUUCAACCUGAGAUCAGGCUGGUGGAGCUGGCCCCUCCCUACUUCCUGAGUAACUUGCCCCCUAGUGAGAGCAGAGACCUUCUGAACCAGCUGAGAGAAGGAGCCGCAGAGGCAGAGCCUGGGGCAGAGCCUGAAGCACCCUCUCCUCAGGAGUAUGGAGACAGCUGUGUUAUGCAGUGAGCUGCCUAUGGACAGAGUCAACCCCACCACAUAGCCCCAGGGUAGUCAGCCCGGCUAGAAACCCAGCGUGGGGUCAAGUAUACUCCUGGAACCUAGGAGCCAAGAAAUGGUGGGAGGGGAGGAAAGGGGAGCCAUAGUCUGGAACUAGGCAGACCUUUCUUUUUCUAUCUAUGGGCAAGGGAGCAAACGUUGGGCCCCACACAACUUUGCACUCUCCUCGGGACAAUAAAAGCCUUUUCUGGGA
Messenger RNA from Psammomys obesus (fat sand rat), 2856 nucleotides. RefSeq names its product DEAQ-box RNA dependent ATPase 1 (gene Dqx1). The record is from RefSeq and is a predicted model, not a curated record. Gene Ontology annotation, cellular component: spliceosomal complex; intracellular anatomical structure. Gene Ontology annotation, molecular function: RNA binding. The transcript has 11 exons. Bases 204 to 2612 code for a protein of 802 amino acids. NCBI's taxonomy places the organism in Eukaryota, Metazoa, Chordata, Mammalia, Rodentia, Muridae.